Clonostachys solani is the source of this 1422-nucleotide messenger RNA. The record is from the annotation of a GenBank genome assembly. Lineage: Eukaryota; Fungi; Ascomycota; Sordariomycetes; Hypocreales; Bionectriaceae.
AUGGCGCUGCACCUUUCUCGCUCGAUUCUAUUCACCCUUCUCUUCUGUUCGGUAGCCAGCGCAGGCAGACGAAAAUGCGUCCGUUCAUCCACUCUUUCCACCAUCUCCACACCGUUGGAUUCAGCCAUCAGCGCCACGCCCACCACUAGCCAGAUCAGCGUCACUCUUUCGACUCCAACGACUCUUUCUACCGUCGUCUCUCCUUCUACCCCGGGCACAUCCGAGGCUAUUUCGCCAACCACAUCGGCAACUCCUUCUGCUACCGAGACGACCACGCCAAGCAGCAGUCAAGGAAGCCUGUCAACACCUUCAGCCCCUAGCUCUGGGACUCCCACUCCCAGCUCUGGUACCGCGACCCCAUCAGGGACAUCAACGCCAGAGACUGGCAUCUCAACCCCAGCAACAAGUUCUGAGGCCGCUACGCCUAGUACACCGAUUGCAUCAACGACUGAGAUUUCAACCCCAUCCACAAUUGAGACCCCAGUCUCGUCAACGACUCCAACGACUGAGAUUUCAACCCCAUCUACAUCCGAGACUCCAGCCUCAACCACAGCGACGCCAUCUGCAUCAGAAAUCAGCACUCCUUCAGCCCUUCCUUCAACUGGAUCAUCAACUCCCAUAUCAAGCACGGAGACCCCAUCUACCUCAGAUGCUAGCUCUGUCGCUUCCACGCCGGGAACCCCAACCCCAAUUUCAAGCACUGAAACGCCAUCUGCAUCAGACUCGAGUACCAUAGCCAGUAGCACUUCAACCACGCCAUCCGUGACUCCCAUCUCAAGCACCGAGAUCUCAUCCACGCCAGUUGCUAGUUCUUCCACAAGCGAGCUCUCACCCACGUCAACACCAGAGGCCACAUCCACAGCACCUGAAUCUUCCACCCCUUCAUCGACUGUGCCGUCAACAACCACAUCCAGCCCGCCCCAACCCACGUGUGACAACGUAACGCCCAUCAAAAACGGAGACUUUGAGACAGGCUUCCUCACCCCAUGGAGGCUCAGCAACAGCAACACCGUCCAGACCACGGUUAGCCCCGGUGGCUACGCCGGGACCAACUUCAAAUUCAACACGUUCAACUUCGACUCCUCCGUGUAUCUGGAGAUGUACCAAGACGUCCAGACCUGCGGGAACACCCGGUUCUUCUGCACGUACUGGUGGAAGUGGGACAAGUACUACGCCGUCACGAGGAAGGGCACGACGUACGUCCCCUACGUGCGCAUCUGGCAGGGCAAUACGGUCAUUGGAAAUCGGUACCCGGAGAGCGACGCGGACACGGGGGUGUGGCUCAGGGGCAGCUUCGAGUUCACCACGCCGACGGAUGGGACGUCGAGGAUCUGGAUUACUGGUGAGAGUCCUCAGAAUCCCGGCCCGAGUAGGAGGAAUUCGCUCGCUUUGGACGAGAUUCAGUGUACUGCUUAUAAUUAG